This is a messenger RNA of Cutaneotrichosporon cavernicola, 1245 nucleotides long. RefSeq lists its product as uncharacterized. The transcript has 2 exons. The record is from RefSeq and is a predicted model, not a curated record. Bases 1 to 1245 code for a protein of 414 amino acids. NCBI's taxonomy places the organism in Eukaryota, Fungi, Basidiomycota, Tremellomycetes, Trichosporonales, Trichosporonaceae.
AUGUUAAACCAAGCAUACCACGAACUUGUCUCCCAGCUGCUCGCUGCUGGCCGUCUGCCAGAAGACCCGGGAACAGGCGCUUGCCCGGUGGCAGAGCUGCACUACGAUGUGCGCGCGAGCCGCGUCACCGACAACAGCGACGCGGCGAUGCGCCCUGAUCUCUUCACCGUCAUCCGCUUCGUCACCGAGGUCGGGCACGUCGCGGGGAAGCUGUCUUUGGCGCCCGUGGAGAUCAAGUCACUCCACGCCGCCCCGGACGCGGGCUUUGACGCGCUGGACGCGCUCUCCAGCGAGCACAAGGUCGAGAUCUUGAAGUUCGACACUGCGCCUGCAGCUGCCUCGGCGCUGGAUGGAAUGCGGCUGGUGCGCGCUGCUGCUGACCCGGUGCGUGCUGCCGCCGCCGGCGACGCCCGGCCGGCCACCUGCCCCGGUGGCCACGCCACAGGGGUGCCAAAGGGGCGAAAGGCCGCCAAGGCUGUCCCUCCCGCGAAUGUCACGACGGCCGGCACGUCUGCCUUCCGGCUCUGGUCCCCGUGUACCGCCGCUGCCGACGCGACGAGCAAGGCGCUGAUGGUUGGGGCGGUCAACCUGAACGAUGCCAGCGCCUACGCACGCAAACUCGGGGCUACGAGCGGCGUGUGUUCAAACGUGGGCCGACACACACCGUUUAUCCUUAGCGAGCCCCGAGGCGUCCGCACUGUGUUCUUCGGCCGGUCCCGCGGGUACCGGCUGACCCCAGCUACGGGCGGUGAGGGGCACCGCGUCGACGAGCACAGCGUCGGCGAGGGCCGCGGGACGCGCCAGUCGGCCCCCACGACCCACACGGCGCUCCAGUCGGCCCACAAGCCCCGCGACAUCCACAUGGCCCGCGGGGCUGACCGGACGGCCAGCGCGGGAACUUCGGACGGCGGCGACAGCAGCGGUGACGAGAGCGCAUGGGACCUGGACGCUGACGACGGCGAUAUCCCGCAUUGCCCCUCGCUGUUCUUCGUGCGCGGCGCGGCUGAUGACUGGGCGCGCCGUGCACAUGGCGCCCGUCGCGCGCCUCCGGACGUCCAGGACGACUCGGACCGCAAAGUGGUGGAGGAGGGUGAGCCGACUCGCACGGGCAGCUACAUGGGGAUCGAAGACGACUCCAGCGAGAGCGGAGGCACGGUGGCUGCCAUUGGCGACGCUUUGCACGCCCGCAUGACCGAGGUACAUGAAGCCAAGAGCAGCCGCAAGCGGCAGCGAGGGGGCAAGUAG